GAAAUGGCUCCCAGCGCAAAGACAGCCGGCAAGAAGCCUGCCGGCAAGACCACCCGCAGCGCCAUCGCUGACGUCGUCGCCCGCGAAUACACGAUCCACCUACACAAGCGCGUUCAUGGUGUGAGCUUCAAGAAGAGGGCCCCCAGGGCCAUCAAGGAGAUCCGUGGGUUCGCUGAGAAGGCUAUGGGCACUAAGGAUGUUCGCCUCGACCCCCAGCUCAACAAGAAGGUCUGGGAAGCUGGCAUUAAGGGCGUUCCUUACCGCCUCCGUGUCCGCAUCUCGCGUAAGCGUAACGAUGAGGAGGGCGCCAAGGAGAAGCUUUACUCGUACGUUCAGGCCGUCAACGUCAAGGAUCCCAAGGGCCUGCACACCCAGGUCGUCGAGGAUGCUUAAAUGGAUCACGAUCGGGUUGAUGGAUGAAAUGCAUAUAAAAAGCACGGCGUUCCGGCGGGUUGCUUAGUAGCUACUUUUACCACAGCGAAAGGCUAGGCUAGUGAAAUGAUACCUAAAUGACAGAUCAUGCCCGCCACGUUGGAUGAUUCUAAACCGCAAUUGCCCAACCUAUUCCUAAUGUUACUACCCUAUCCUAUGUGGCCGU
Molecule: messenger RNA, 598 nt
Organism: Cucurbitaria berberidis CBS 394.84
Lineage: Eukaryota; Fungi; Ascomycota; Dothideomycetes; Pleosporales; Cucurbitariaceae
Exons: 3
Coding region: 4-393 (129 amino acids)
Biological process (GO): cytoplasmic translation
Cellular component (GO): ribosome; cytosolic large ribosomal subunit
Molecular function (GO): structural constituent of ribosome
Source: RefSeq, a predicted model, not a curated record